Molecule: messenger RNA, 705 nt
Organism: Miscanthus lutarioriparius
Lineage: Eukaryota; Viridiplantae; Streptophyta; Magnoliopsida; Poales; Poaceae
Source: the annotation of a GenBank genome assembly
AUGGGUGACUCUCGGCAACAUAGCUUUCCUUCAGGUUUCCAUCUUCCAUCGCGCCGAAAAAUUAAACGCCGCCUUGCAUUCACGGUUGACUGCGAGUCCACGCCUUCAUCUGCUGAUCUUCUUCCUAAAGAUAGUACUGUAUCAGUUAUAGAACACCAAGCACUUCCUACUGAAUCAAGCGCUGCUGAUUCUGUAAAAAAUGAAUUACCUUUUGUUCCUCCAAUUCUUAUAACUUUCUUACCGAGCAUACCUCAGCUUCUAAUUGUUUCGAUGGUGGUUAGGGAUGCACAAAGCACAGGUCUUAUGUUUCUCUUCAAAGACAAGAAGAGCAUACCUCAGCUUCUAAUUGUUUCAAUGGUGCUGAGGGAUGCACAGAGCACAGGUCUUAUGUUUCUCUUCCAAGACAGGAAGAGCAUGAUGUGGGCUCUUCUCAUUCGGGGUGCAGAAAGCGCAGGUCAUCUGUUCCUCUUCAAACACAAGAAGAGCAUGAUGCGGGGUCUUCUCAUUCAUCUUGCCAUGUCUGACGACGCAGCUCUUCAAACGUUGUACACAAAGGACGACAACAUGUGUUGCAAGCAAAUCUUGCACCUGCACCAGCCAAUCAACAUCGUCAAUCCACGGUGGACAACAACCUACCAGAUGAACAAGAACCUUCCUGCCUUUCUCUUACGUCACAAUCUUUUAGCCCUCCUUUUGCCAUUCUAA